This is a messenger RNA of Balearica regulorum gibbericeps (East African grey crowned-crane), 2142 nucleotides long. Lineage: Eukaryota; Metazoa; Chordata; Aves; Gruiformes; Gruidae. The record is from RefSeq and is a predicted model, not a curated record.
GCAGAGAGAAGAAAGAUGGAAAGUAAUGCGGUUUUACUGGAAUCCAAGUCCUCUCCCAUCAACCUCCUGAAUGAAAUGCAUCAGCUGCGUCUCCUGGGCCACCUCUGCGACGUGACUGUCAGCGUGGAGUACCAAGGCGUCAGGGCAGAGUUUGUUGCUCACAAGGCUGUAUUGGCAGCGACAAGCAAGUUUUUCAAGGAGGUGUUCCUUAACGAGAAGGGCAUGGAUGGCCCGAGGACCAACGUGUUCUUGAACGAGGUCCAGGUUGCCGAUUUUGCUUCAUUUCUUGAGUUUGUCUAUACCGCUAAGGUAGAAGUGGAAGAAGACAGAGUGCAGCGUAUGCUAGAAAUAGCCGAAAAGCUGAAGUGCUUGGACCUCUCGGAAACCUGCUUUCAAUUAAAGAAGCAGAUGCUUGAAUCGGUGCUGCUGGAGUUGCAAAACUUCUCGGAAUCACAGAACUCCGAGGAAGAGAGCGCCGCCCAGCCAAGCAUUUUGCUCGAGUCCAAAGCAGCUGCUGUGGCAGAAGCUGACCAGGCAGACCGUCCUCUGGAUUCUCCGGAUUCCCCAGCUGACAGGCGCAGCAAUGGAACGUCUCCCGAGAUGCCAGCUACCAAAUCAAAAGAGAAAAUGGACAAAAAAAAUAAGGAAAUGAUGAAGCCUCCUUAUGCCAAAAUCAGGAGGGCGAGCGGGAGGCUGGCUGGGAGGAAAGUAUUUGUGGAAAUCCCAAAGAAGAAAUACACGAGGCGGCUGAGGGAGCAGCAGAAGACCGCAGAGGUUGCUGUCGAAGAAAACAAAUAUCCUCAAGACCAGGAUAUGUGUGAUGUGGAGAGAGAGGAGGGGCAAGCGGAGAACAACAUCAAACCUGAAAGCGAAGAAUGCGAUGGCAACUUUGAAUCAGAAGAAAGCCUGAAAAAAUCCGAAGAGGAUAAAAAGAAACGAGGCAGCAACUUCAAGUGCAGCACCUGCGAGAAGGAAUUCCUGUAUGAGAAAAGUUUUCUCAAGCACAUAAAGCACAGCCACGGCAUUGCGGCCGAAAUCAUUUAUCGGUGUGAAACCUGCAGUCAGACCUUUGCCAACCGGUGCAACCUAAAAAGCCACCAGCGCCAUGUCCACAGCAGCGAGCGCCACUUCCCUUGUGAGCUCUGCGGUAAGAAGUUCAAGAGGAAGAAGGACGUCAAGAGGCACAUUCUCCAGGUUCAUGAGGGUGGUGGGGAGCGUCAUCAGUGCCAACAGUGUGGAAAGGGGUUGAGCUCCAAAACUGCCUUGAGGCUCCAUGAAAGGACGCAUACAGGCGACAAGCCUUAUGGGUGCACAGAGUGUGAGGCUAAAUUUUCUCAGCCUUCUGCACUUAAAACACACAUGAGAAUCCAUACUGGUGAAAAACCUUUUGUCUGUGAUGAGUGUGGCGCCAGGUUCACUCAGAAUCACAUGCUUAUAUAUCACAAACGGUGUCACACAGGGGAAAGGCCUUUCAUGUGUGAAACCUGCGGGAAGAGCUUUGCCUCUAAGGAGUACUUGAAACACCACAACAGAAUCCAUACCGGAUCCAAACCGUUCAAAUGUGAAGUGUGCUUCAGAACGUUUGCACAGAGGAACUCGCUCUACCAGCACAUAAAAGUUCACACAGGUGAGCGACCCUAUUGCUGUGACCAGUGUGGCAAGCAGUUCACGCAGCUGAACGCGCUGCAGCGUCACCAUCGAAUACACACCGGGGAGAAGCCCUUCAUGUGCAACGCCUGUGGGCGAACGUUCACCGACAAGUCAACCCUCCGACGGCACACUUCGAUACACGAUAAAAACACCCCCUGGAAGUCCUUCCUUGUCAUAGUUGAAGGAGCAUCUAAGAACGACGAAGGUCACAAAACAGAGCUUCCCGAUGAGGAAUAUGAUGUGUCACCUAAAAUACCAGAGAAGCUCCUGUCUUUCCCUGAAAACGGCCACUAUCAAAACUUGACUGCUGUCCCGGGGAGCGUGACUGCGUUGCACGACACCGGUUCUGCCGCGGGAACAGACUGUAAGUCAGACGGGACACCGGGACCGCAGGAAGCCCUGAUAGCCACCGCCUUGAGCGAGCUGACAGUGCUGCACACGCAGACAGACGCUGUUCAGCCACAGUUUCACGCUCUGGUGAACAUGGAGUAA